GAGAGAGAGAAGAUACAAAUACAUACAAACAUCACAGUGCAUUGCUUCUUUAAUCAGUGUGUGUGAAAGUGUGUGUUGGACCAGUGUGGGGUUGGGGGUGUUUCCCUCGGCACGAGAAAAUCUCUUUUCUAUUUACUCCCCUCUUCUCCCGCCCUCCCCCCUUCUCAAAUAUACUCACACAUUCAGAGAGAGAGAGAGAGAGAGAGAGAGAUAGAGAUAGAGAUAGAGAUAGAGAUAGAGAGAUAGAGAGAUAGAGGGUGGGUGUGUGUUUUUAUUUUGUGGGGUUGUAGAGAAAUGGGUGAAGAGAGUGUGAAUGCAGAGAGAGAGAGUGAGAGUGGGAGAGGGGGUUGUGUUGUAAUGGAUACUCCUGAGAGGAAGCAUCAACUCGCUCCCCCUGUCUCCAAAUUCGAGGAUUCCCCCGUCUUCAAUUAUCUCAAUAGCCUUUCUCCUAUCACUUCUGUGAAGUCCGUACACAUUACUCAGACGUUUAACUCGCUUACCUUUUCAUCUCCUCCAUCUGUUUUCACUUCACCUCAUGUCAGUACUUUGAGGGAUAGUAGAGUGUUAAGGAGGCAUCAGUUCUCUGACCCAUCCAACUCUGAGUUCUCUUCUAGUCAUGGAGACAAAGAGGAUAAAAGUGGAGAAGCUACUGACAUUCCUCAUAAUGUUGAGCAACAACAAAAUGAUAAUCAUGUGGACGUAGCUGGUAAAUCAUCUGCCGAGCCACUUUAUGAAACAAAUGUUGCUAUUGAGCUCCCACAAACCUCAAGCUAUGAAUGUGUUAGCCCUGAUUGCGCUAAAGCUUCUCAUUGUGGCUUGGAAACCAAUUGCAUACCAGAAUUGGCCGGCUCUUCUAAAGAACUUAUUCCAUAUGUUCAAAUUCGCCCAGGAAAAGAAUCUAUAGAAAAAGAAGUGCAUUUGGAGGGGCCGAGCCAUAUCCAGGAAAAUAAAGAAUCUGCAGGAUGCGAUUGGGAGAAUUUAUUUUCUGAUGAAGGUGACCUACUGCUGUUUGAUACACCGAAUGAUUCGAAGACUUUAAUUGAUCCUAGUCAAAGAUCAAUAGAACCUGGAAUGGGUUUCUGUAGUUCUUUAACUAAUGAUUUACAAAAUCCUUUAGCUGUUAAUGCAGUUAGUGCAGAUAACAAUUCUCAGCUUGAAUGCGGCCGUGAUAUGUCAGUAGUUACAGAUCAAGACAUACUUGUUUCACAGAGCAAGCCUGUGGCUGGUGACAAUGGUGAUAAUGUGGACGAUGAGAUUGCUUCUAAUCUUCAACGUGGUAUGAGAAGACGCUGUCUGGUAUUUGAGAUGGUGGGUUCUCGCAGAAAACGCGUGGAUGAUGGCUCUAAUUGUAGUUCUUCAAUGCUGUUGCAGUCUAAUGAGAAUACUGCUUCCGGUGACAAAUGUGUAGUUCCUUUAAAGCCUGCGAGUAAUGCCCCUAAGCGCAGACUACCAGGAAUUGGUUUGCACUUGAAUACACUUGCAGCAACAUCAGUGGACCACAAAAUUAUAAACCAUGAUGCCUUCCCCCCUGGAGGACAACCAAUAAGUGUCUGUGGAUCGGCUGCUUAUUUCAAUCUGUCAAAUAGUCAACAAAUUGUAAACAGUGAUUUGGUUGUAACCUCUUCGGAUAUCGAUACAUGUCCUCUUGAAGAUGGUAUUUUGAAUGCAGAAAAUGCUGCUCUAGGAUCAGGAUGCAUGGUCAAUGAAGUUUUAGAUCACAGUAGCCCAAAGAAGAAGAAACGUAGAUCGGACAGCGGUGGAGAAAGUGAAGCCUGUAAGCGUUGUAACUGUAAGAAAUCAAAAUGUUUGAAGCUCUACUGUGAGUGCUUCGCUGCUGGUGUUUACUGUGUGGAACCAUGUUCAUGCCAAGAAUGUUUCAACAAACCGAUUUAUGAAGACACUGUCCUUGCAACUAGAAAGCAGAUUGAAUCUCGCAAUCCCCUUGCAUUUGCUCCAAAAGUAAUCCGAAACUCUGAUGUUAUGAUUGAAGUUGGGGAAGAAUCCAGCAAGACUCCUGCUUCAGCUAGGCAUAAAAGAGGAUGUAACUGCAAGAAAUCUGGUUGCCUAAAGAAAUAUUGUGAAUGCUAUCAGGGUGGUGUUGGAUGCUCCAUUAAUUGCAGAUGUGAAGGUUGCAAGAAUGCAUUUGGUAUAAAGGAUGGCUCUACUUCUACAGAAACAGAAGUCGAAAUAGAAGGAGAUGCUGAACAGGAAAAGAGAGCUGUUAAUAGAAGCUUACAGAUAACUACAGUACACAAUGAUGCAGAGCAGAAAACAAGUUUUGCUCUUCCUGCAACACCUUUACAGAUUUGCGGUUCAUCAAUUCAGCCUUUUUCAUCUAAGAGCAAGAAACCACCGCGUUCUUCACUUCUUUCCAUUGGAGGAUCCUCCUCAGGAUUAUAUGGUACUCCAAGGUUUGGAAAGCUGAAUUCUAUUCAGCCUCUAGCCAACAUCCAUGACCGGAAAGAGGAAAUGCCAGAGAUACUCCAGAGAAAUGCUUCUCCGAACAGUGGUGUCAAGUCUGGUUCUCCCAACAGUAAGAGAGUUUCUCCUCCUCAAUCCAUUGGAUUGUCUCCUGGACAGAGAAGCAGCCGUAAGUUAAUACUACAGUCCAUUCCUUCAUUUCCUUCACUCACCCCUAAGCACUGAGAAAAUCAGUUUCUUGCAUGAACUUAAAUGAAGUUUUGGUCUCUUAAAAGACUUCUUUGUAGUAAUUAGUAAUUCUUUUUUUUUUUUUUUUUUCUCUCUCAGAGUUUUAAGUAUUAAUUAUGUUGUUAGUGGUAUGCAAUUCAAGCUUACCUAUAUGAUUGUAUAAUAAUAGUAAUCAUAAAUAUGUUUCUGUUUA
Molecule: messenger RNA, 2842 nt
Organism: Daucus carota subsp. sativus
Lineage: Eukaryota; Viridiplantae; Streptophyta; Magnoliopsida; Apiales; Apiaceae
Product: protein tesmin/TSO1-like CXC 2
Exons: 10
Coding region: 295-2646 (783 amino acids)
Molecular function (GO): DNA-binding transcription factor activity
Source: RefSeq, a predicted model, not a curated record